This is a messenger RNA of Zonotrichia leucophrys gambelii, 1471 nucleotides long. It is a transcript of the gene FAAP20, whose product is annotated as FA core complex associated protein 20. The transcript is spliced from 5 exons. Gene Ontology annotation, cellular component: Fanconi anaemia nuclear complex. The record is from RefSeq and is a predicted model, not a curated record. Gene Ontology annotation, molecular function: ubiquitin binding. NCBI's taxonomy places the organism in Eukaryota, Metazoa, Chordata, Aves, Passeriformes, Passerellidae. The coding region runs from base 1 to 1332 and encodes 443 amino acids.
AUGACGGGACAGAAACCAAACUUCGACUCCUGCAGUAACAGCACAGCAAAACUUCCACGUCUUUACAUCCCCCAGCCUCUGCAGAACCAAAGAGCAGCAGGGCAGGAGAAGGGGGAGCCACGGGAGCCGUCAUGUGGCAUUAAGGGCGCCCUCAGAGCCGCUCGCUCUCUCCCGCCACCCUCGCGCCGUGACGGCGGCUCUGAGGGCGGCUCUGAGGGCGGCUCUGAGGGCGGCUCUGAGGGCGGCUCUGAGGGCGGCUCUGAGGGCGGAGAGUCACAGCCCCGGCAGCGCAGCCGGGGCAGGAGGAGGAGGAGGAAGCGAAGGAGGAGGAGGAAGCCCGGGUUGCCCUCUCUCCCCGCCCUCCCGCGGCCGCCAGCGCCGUCCCCCGGCGAGGCGCGGGGAGCCUCGGCCAUGUGUGAGGAAGGAGCCGCCAAGCUGCGCCUGAAGCCCCGGACGGCGCCGCCCGCCCGCGGCCGGGAGCGCAGCCCCGACCCCGAGCCCCCGCCGCGGCCCCAGGCAUCGACUGACAGAUGUUCCUGGUUUGAAAAGGAAGAAUUAAAUGAGUGUGAAAAAACCUGGCUGCUGCUACUGAAAGACAUCAGUCAAGACUCAGAGUGCACAAACUGGGACACAGUGCCCAGCUUUCCAGAGUUCCUGGAAAAGAAACAGCAGGAGAAGAGUCCAGAACACCAGGAAGUCUUUACAGUUGGAACUAAGGACUUUCAGUGGGUGUCAUUCCCACCUUUUCACCAAGAAAAAUGUCUGAACCCCACGGAUCUGAGCUCCCAGCAGCCAGCACAGAGCCAGAGCAAUGAAUUACAUAAAGGCCAGGGCCAAGCAGAUAAACUGAAGAGUUUGUCAUCCACAGCUGAGCAAACCUGCAGGGGAACCAGUAGAGAUGAAGCCAGACCUGCACCUGGAGCAGACACAGGAGGUGUUCCAGAGCUGGAUGUGAGCCCCAAGCCGUGUGAAGUCCCUGGGCACAGCAGCUCAGCACAGCCCUCAGCUCUGGGCCCUCAGCAGCAGCACACAGGGACUGCACAGAGCAGCAGGGCAGGCAGGAGAGAGCAGGGUGAGGAAAAACCUCAAAUCCAAACACACCAGGGGGAGCUUCCAGCAGGGGAGGGCACAGGGGUGCCUGCGGAGAAGCCUCAGCCCAGGAAUGCUCCUGAGAGCCACGAGGAGAAAAUGGAAAACCAGAGUGAAGCAUCUUCAGCUCUUGACAGCUGUCCCAUGUGUCUGAUGCAGUUCAGUGGAAGGCUCUCCCAGCUGGACAUCGAUGGGCACCUCGCCAGGUGCCUGUCUGAGAGUGCAGAUGAUGUCAUGUGGUGACUCCAGGACAGCACCCAGGCAAGGAUGGAGCUCUCUCAAAGGAACAGGAAAAAUGUGUCAGGAAGCACAUCCUUGUCUCUGACAAACCAGGAACUCAACACGAGGAUAAGUGCCACCUGCCUGUUUGGUUUUGGUUUGG